This is a messenger RNA of Ilex paraguariensis (yerba mate), 576 nucleotides long. Lineage: Eukaryota; Viridiplantae; Streptophyta; Magnoliopsida; Aquifoliales; Aquifoliaceae. The record is from the annotation of a GenBank genome assembly.
AUGGAUACACAAAUGACUUCCCAGUUAACGUUAUCGGAACGCCAGGAGGGAUGGUUGGUAGAGACAAGAAAACGCCUCAAUGGAAGGUUUGAUAAGUUUUAUUACCAUGAAAAAACCAAAAAGAUGUUUCGAUCUUUUGCUGAGGUAGAGAGAUUCAUUAAAAACGGCCAGUAUCCGCAAAGAAAACAACAUUCCGAGGACCAAAAACCACAAGAUCAAAGCACUUCGGCAUUUCUACCAUUGGAAUAUGAGGUCUCACCAAAUGUCUCAUUGAAAAGGAAGACGGAAACUUUGAGUUUUGAUGGCAGUAGUAGAAUCCUCAAAGGGAAUGACUUUUCUGCAUCUUCCUCCUCCUCCAAGCAGCCAAUGGAGACCAUUGCGAAGCUCUUGGCUGGUGCAUACAAUAACCUACUAAAUUUUUUUAGCGAAAAGAAGGACACCAAAAGCUCAGUACCCGAAAUCAAUUGCGAAGAACAAGAUAACCAAAUGAUUCAAAAUAUGAUUGAGGAACUUAUGGAUGAGGGAAAUAAUUUUCCACUCGUCAAUGAAGAACCCAUGGCACCACAAGGUACUUGA